GAGACAACUGCUAAGCGCCAGAGCAGCAAGAAGCAAUCUGUACUCUGCAUCCCCGGCCGGCAGAGGAAGUGUGGAGCGCAGAGAGCGAUGGGCUCCGUCGAGCUUCCCGUUGCCGACCGAGACCGAGCCCGGCUGCAUCAGCUGGGAUACAAGCAGGAGCUCAAGCGCGGCCUCUCUGUUGUUUCCAACUUCGCCUUCUCGUUCGCCAUCAUCUCCGUGCUGACGGGCGUGACGACGACGUACAACACGGGGCUCCGGUACGGCGGGCCGGUGUCCAUGACGCUGGGUUGGCUCGUGGUGGCGGCCUUCAACGGCUGCGUCGCCCUGUCCAUGGCGGAGAUCUGCUCCGCCUACCCGACCUCCGGCGGGCUCUACUACUGGAGCGCCAAGCUUGCCGGCAAGGAUUGGGCUCCCCUUGCCUCCUGGGUCACUGGAUGGUUCAACAUCGUGGGACAGUGGGCUUGCACGACGAGCGUCGACUUCUCGUUGGCGCAGCUUAUCCAAGUGAUCAUCUUGCUCAGCACGGGCGGAGCCAACGGCGGCGGCUACCUCGCCUCCAAGUACAUCGUGCUGGCCAUCUACAGCGUCAUCCUGACCUUGCACGGGCUGAUCAACAGCCUCCCCAUGCAAUGGCUCGCCUGGUUUGGCCAACUCGGAGCUUUCUGGAAUGUCGCAGGAGUCUUUACCCUGGUGAUCUUGAUUCCAGCAGUUGCUAAGGAAAGAGCGAGUGCAGAGUUCAUCUUUACACACUUCAACACAGAAAACGGUGUGGGGAUCCACAGCAAAGCUUAUAUUCUAGCUAUGGGGUUGUUGAUGAGCCAAUACUCCAGCAUCGGCUAUGACACAUCUGCCCACAUGACAGAGGAGACUAAGAACGCAGAUUGGAGUGGGCCAAUAGGGAUCAUCACUUCCGUUGCUCUUUCAAGCAUUUUCGGAUGGAUUUAUCUUGUGGCUUUGACAUCGGUAGUGACGGACAUUCCGUACCUCCUAGACCCCGGCAACGAUGCCGGUGGGUACGCCAUUGCCCAAGCCCUGCACACCAUCUUCCUUAGGAGGUACGGCAGCGGCGUUGGAGGAAUCGUCUGCUUGGGAAUCAUCGCAGUCGCCAUCUUCCUAUGCGGUACCGCGUGCGUUACUAGCAACUCAAGGAUGGGGUAUGCCUUCUCUAGGGAUGGGGCGAUGCCGUUCUCGCAUGUCUGGCACCGAGUGAACAAGCAGGACGUCCCCUUGAAUGUCGUUUGGCUCUCCGUGACCGUGGCAUUCGUCAUGGCCCUUACGUCGCUGGGGAGUCAGGUGGCGUUCCAAGCAAUGGUGUCCAUCGCGACACUGGGUCUGUACAUCGCCUACGCGCUGCCGAUCUUCUUCCGUGUAACGGCGGCCCAGAAGUCGUUUGUUCCAGGGCCGUUUCACCUCGGAAGAUACGGGGUUCCUGUCGGCUCGGUCGCCGUCUUCUGGGUGGCCCUCGUCACCGUGUUGUUCUCUCUGCCGGUGGCGUACCCAGUCGCCAAGGACAACUUCAACUACACUCCGGUCGCCGUCGGGGGCGUGCUGCUGCUAAGCGUGGGUACGUGGGUGCUCCACGCCCGGUUCUGGUUCCGAGGGCCCAUCACAAACAUUGACGUGUAAGCUGGCCUCCAAUGGCGAGUUCAAUUCGGGAAGGAGAAGAUAGCUACGGGGAUAAUUUUUAUUCACGCUAAACUUGGGGAAGGACAUGUACUGGCCUCCAAUGGCCACCCUGAAUUUGGAUUGGAUUUGUCAUUUUGCUCGAUUGUUCUACGGACAGUAGCAUUACAUUUCUAUUAUUUUAUUAUCAUUUCUUUUAUAUUA
Messenger RNA from Phragmites australis (common reed), 1827 nucleotides. RefSeq names its product amino-acid permease BAT1 homolog. The coding region runs from base 88 to 1626 and encodes 512 amino acids. The transcript is spliced from 8 exons. Gene Ontology annotation, molecular function: L-alanine transmembrane transporter activity; gamma-aminobutyric acid transmembrane transporter activity; L-lysine transmembrane transporter activity. NCBI's taxonomy places the organism in Eukaryota, Viridiplantae, Streptophyta, Magnoliopsida, Poales, Poaceae. Gene Ontology annotation, cellular component: membrane. The record is from RefSeq and is a predicted model, not a curated record. Gene Ontology annotation, biological process: gamma-aminobutyric acid transport; transmembrane transport.